Messenger RNA from Cervus elaphus (red deer), 1265 nucleotides. RefSeq names its product protein SET-like. The transcript has 2 exons. Gene Ontology annotation, cellular component: nucleus; chromatin. Gene Ontology annotation, biological process: nucleosome assembly. The record is from RefSeq and is a predicted model, not a curated record. NCBI's taxonomy places the organism in Eukaryota, Metazoa, Chordata, Mammalia, Artiodactyla, Cervidae. Gene Ontology annotation, molecular function: chromatin binding; histone binding. Bases 1 to 603 code for a protein of 200 amino acids.
AUGCGUAGCUCCGACCAUUUCAGAGCAAACGUCUUCGCAGAAUUCCAGUCAUCGUCGCAGUUCAGCUUGGACGAGGCGCUGCAUUAUUUGACAAGAGUUGAAGUGACAGAAUUUGAAGACAUUAAAUCAGGUUACAGAAUAGAUUUUUAUUUUGAUGAAAACCCUUACUUCGAAAAUAAAAUUCUCUCCAAAGAAUUUCAUCUGAAUGAGAGUGGUGACCCAUCUUCAAAGUCCACUGAAAUCAAAUGGAAAUCUGGAAAGGAUUUGACGAAACGAUCAAGUCAAACACAGAAUAAAGCCAGCAGGAAGAGACAGCAUGAGGAACCAGAAAGCUUCUUCACCUGGUUUACUGAUCAUUCUGAUGCAGGUGCAGAUGAAUUAGGAGAGGUCAUCAAAGAUGAUAUUUGGCCAAAUUCGUUACUGUACUACUUGCUUCCUGACAUGGAUGAUGAGGAAGGGGAAGGAGAAAGGGAUGACGACGAUGAUGAAGAGGAGGAAGGAUUGGAAGAUAUUGAUGAAGAAGGGGAUGAGGAUGAAGGUGAAGAAGAUGAAGAUGAUGAUGGGGGGGAGGAAGGAGAGGAAGAUGAAGGAGAAGAUGACUAAUGGAACACUGAUGGAUUCCAACCUUUUUAAAUUUUCUCCAGUCCCUGGGAGCAAGUUGCAGUCUUUUUUUUUUUUCCUCCUCUUGUGCUCAGUCGCCCUGUUUUUGAGGUCUCUUUUCUCCUUUAUACCAUGGUUCACAACUUAUUUGGGGAGGGGGGAAAUAUCUUGAGCAGAAUUCAGUGGGAAAAGAAUCUCUACCCCUUUCUGUUUCAAAUUCAUUUUUAUCCCUUCCUGUCUCAACAAAAACUAUGGAAUCAACAACACCAUGCUCUGUGGGAAAAAAAGAAAAACCUUCUGCUCCCUUAGCUCUGCUGGAAGCUGGAGGGUGCUAGGCCCCUGUGUAGUAGUGCAUAGAAUUCUAGCUUUUUUCCUCCUUUCUUUGUAUAUUGGGCUCAGAGAUUACACUGUGUCUCUAUGUGAAUAUGGACAGUUAGCAUUUACCAACAUGUAUCUGUCUACUUUCUCUUGUUUUAAAAAAAAAAAAAAACUUAAAAAAAUGGGGUUAUAGAAGGUCAGCAAAGGGUGGGUUUGAGAUGUUGGGUGGGUUAAGUGGGCAUUUUGACAACAUGGCUUCUCCUUUGGCAUGUUUAAUUGUGAUGUUUAACGGACAUCCUUGCAGUUUAAGAUGACACUUUUAAAAUAAAAUUCUCUCCUAAUGAUGA